This is a messenger RNA of Coffea eugenioides, 1736 nucleotides long. RefSeq names its product UDP-glycosyltransferase 92A1. The coding region runs from base 8 to 1504 and encodes 498 amino acids. The record is from RefSeq and is a predicted model, not a curated record. The transcript has a single exon. Gene Ontology annotation, molecular function: UDP-glycosyltransferase activity. NCBI's taxonomy places the organism in Eukaryota, Viridiplantae, Streptophyta, Magnoliopsida, Gentianales, Rubiaceae.
AAUUUUAAUGGAGAAAGCCGAAAAGGAAAACAUUGUAAUGUUCCCUUUUAUGGCACAAGGUCAUAUACUACCCUUUCUAGCCUUAGCCCUCCAGCUCGAACAAAAAGGUCACAGCAUAACCUACAUAAGCACCCCUCUCAACGUCAAGAAACUGGAAUCAUCAAUCCCUCCAAGCUCCUCCAUUCGCCUUGUUGAAAUCCCCUUCAACAGCUCAGAUCACGGUCUCCCUCCAGAUGCCGAAAACAACGAUGAUCUUCCUUAUAAUCUUGUCAUUCGCCUUUUAGAAGUCUCCCCAUGUCUUGAACCUUCAUUCAGGAAGCUACUUGCUGAUCUUAUCGAUCAGCAAAAAGGUGUAAAGCCACUUUGCAUCAUAGGAGACUUUUUCUUUGGAUGGUCUGCUGAUGUAGCGCACGAAUUUGGGGUAUUUCAUGCUAUUUUCAGUGGAGCUGGAGGGUUUGGCUUGGCAUGUUACUACUCAAUUUGGUUGAACUUGCCUCACAGACAUAACAAUGAUGAGAAAGGUGAGUUUAUGUUGCCUGAUUUUCCUGAAGCUGGAAAGUUUCAUGUGACUCAGCUUUCCUCUAGUGUACUUAUAGCAGAUGGUUCUGAUCCUUCUUCAAUCUUCCAAAGAAAAUGCCUUCCAUCAUGGGUGAAUUCAGAUGGAUUUUUGUUCAACACAGUGGAAGAGCUAGACAAGAUUGGAUUAACAUAUUUUCGACGAAAGUUAGGCAUACCUGUUUGGGCGGUUGGACCAAUAUUGUUACCAGUGGAUGGAAGAGCUAAAGCUAGUAAAACAUCAGGGAUUACUCCUGAAGAAUGCAUAGAAUGGCUCAAUUCAAAAUCACCAAAUUCAGUACUAUACAUCUCAUUUGGUUCUGAAACUACAAUUUCAGCAUCACAAAUGAUGCAAUUAGCAAAAGCCUUGGAUGCUGGAGAGACAAGCUUCAUAUGGGUGGUUAGGCCUCCUAUAGGUUUUGACACGAACACGGAAUUUAUAGCAGAAGAAUGGCUGCCAGAAGGCUUUCUGCAGAGAAUCACAGAUCAGAACAAGGGCUUAAUAGUUGAAAAAUGGGCACCCCAGUUGGAAAUUUUGUGUCACAAAGCUGUGGCUGCAUUUUUGUGUCACUGUGGAUGGAAUUCAGUACUGGAAUCUCUCAUCAACGGUGUGGCCUUAAUUGGUUGGCCUAUUGCAGGUGACCAAUUUUACAAUGCUAAACUUUUGGUUGAAUUGGUUGGAGUUUGUGUAGAGGUGGCUAGAGGAAUCAGUUUUGAGGUUAGGCAUGAAGAUAUAAAAUACAAAAUAGAGUUGGUCAUGGGUGAAAAUGAUGAAAAUGACAAAGGGAAAGAAAUAAGAAGGAAAGCUGUUGAAGUUAAGAACAUGAUUAAGGAAACAAUUAUGGAAAAUGAUGGGUUCAAGGGAUCAUCUAUCAAAGCCAUGGAAGAGUUCCUCAACGCAGCACUGCUUAUGAAGGAAGGAAGAAGCAGAGCUGAUGGAACAGAGUAAUUAGUUUUCUUUAUUAGUUAUUUUGCUUUUGGAAUUACAUGAAUCCAAAUCAGGUAUAUCGACUUUCUACAGAAGCAUUUUGCAAAUAAAGUUUGUGUUAAUAGAAUUGGCUGUAGAGAAUGUUGAAGAUCUAUACAAAUGUAUAGGCAAUUCUUUUUGAUGUAGAAUUGGUGCUCUCCUAUAGUUUUGAAAGAGUUCAAACAAAAAGUUUUGGACUAAUUUCACUUUACAC